Molecule: messenger RNA, 1780 nt
Organism: Aspergillus glaucus CBS 516.65
Lineage: Eukaryota; Fungi; Ascomycota; Eurotiomycetes; Eurotiales; Aspergillaceae
Product: FAD-dependent oxidoreductase
Exons: 1
Coding region: 54-1313 (419 amino acids)
Molecular function (GO): FAD binding
Source: RefSeq, a predicted model, not a curated record
AUUCGAUCUACCCAUACUCCGCCUACAAUUCACACCUCUGAUUCCAACCCAUCAUGUCCUCAUCUCAACCGAGAAUCGCCAUCAUUGGCGCCGGCCCUGCCGGUUUGACUCUCGGUCUCCUCCUCCACAGACAUUCUAUUCCAUUCACCAUCUUCGAGCUCCGCCAAAAGCCCACCGACCAAGAACUAGCCAAACCAUCCGGGAUGCUAGACCUCCACGAAGAAUCCGGACUCGCUGCGAUCAGAGAAUGCGAGCUGUCUGAGAAGUUUCUCGAGUUUACUGGCGAAUGCGCAGAAGCCCAAAAGGUUUCUGAUAUGCAUGGCAAUAUCCUCCACACAGAUGAAGGAGAGUUGAGUGAACGUCCGGAGAUUUCUCGGCAUGCGCUCACGAAGCUCUUGAGUGAUCAUUUACCGGAUGAGGGUAUUAGAUGGGGACAUAAGCUUCUCACUGUCGCCAGCUAUAGCACAGCAACCGGCAACAAGACCGUACUUGACUUUGGUCCCCACGGAAAGCAGGUGUUCGACCUAGUUGUUGGGGCCGAUGGCGCCUGGUCUCGAGUCCGCAACCUGUUAACGGACGUGAAGCCACAUUACACAGGAACACAGAGCAUCACCAUGACUAUCCGCCAUAUCACGAGCAAGUACCCACACCUGGCAGCACUCAUCGGCCACGGCAGCUUCGCGGCACUAGGCCUCCGGCACGGCCUCAUGGCGCAGCGCGGACCACAGGACUCAGCCCGCAUCUACAUCUUCUUAACGACAGCGGACGAAAAUUUUGCCAUCUCAUCAGAGGUAGCAGGACAGACAGCCGCAGGCGCUAAGAAACGUCUUCUAAGUGAUGACAAACUGCUUGGUCGCUUUGGCUCCAUCAUCAAGGAGUUAGUGGGUGUCGCGUGCGACGAGGAAUCUGCCGACAACCCGGGUGUCAGUGUGGAUACUAAGCCACUGUACAUGCUGCCGAUUGGAGCUUCAUGGGAGCACAGGGCCAGUGCAACGCUGAUCGGGGAUGCGGCGCAUUUGAUGUGUCCGUGGGCCGGCGAGGGUGUCAACCUGGCCAUGUUGGACUCCCUCUUGCUAUCGCGUGUUAUCACAAAAGCACAUGAAAUCAGUGGGCAUAACGCUUCCUCGUUCAAGAGCAUGCUGGAUCCAUUGAUGAAGGAAUUCGAGAAAGACAUGGUGGCACGCUCCAAGGAAAAAGCGAAAGAGACGUACAGCAACGGGCAGAUGUUGUUUGGUGAAGAUGGGGCGAAGGCUUUUGCUGAUUUCUUUCUUAGCAUCUAUCAGCAGCUCGAGGAGUCACAGGCCACUGUUUAGCCAUCGCGAGAUUUGACGCAGAGAAUGCGCUUCCACAGUCGACGACAGAUCCGACGCAUAUUCUCAGCAUCUAACGGUCCCAUGCAAGAUACGUGUCCGGCAUAGCACGGUCUAAGAAAGCCUUCCAAUCCAAACCGAAUCAGUCACCCAGGCGUCCUUUCAAUCUGACCCGGAGUUAAGAGCUUGGUAGGCAUAGCAAAACAUCAAGCCAAUAGUUAGCUAAGCUGAACUUAAUAAUAAGCAACGGAGCCGGUUCUCGCUCCUCAGGGGUCGACGAGGAAUUGGUGAUUAACAUCAGGCGAAUGAGGAAAUAAGUGAACAUCAAUUGGAUGUAGAGCUGGAUGUUAAUUGGCCAGGUCGAUGGAAAGAGUGUAUGCAAAUUCAUUGUCGUCGAGACUGGUUUGUUGGAUUCAGCGGUGCUGGAAAUAGGUUUUUUUGAUGGUUGUAUAAGUUUUUAAUAUCACUCC